AAGAAAACCCUGUGGGGCAGUUCUACUCUGUCACAAGGGGUCGCUAUGAGUCCAAAUUGACUCGAUGGCACCCAACACCAAUAAUAGGGCUGUGUUGACCUGAUCAGCAGAUACAUAUAAACAUAGAACAGACUAAAAAGAAGACAAUCUGGCUUUCUCCUAAGGGCAAUGGGCAGCAAUGAUCAACAAACCCCUGUAAUGUCCGUGCAUUGCAACCAUCUUGCUUUGAUGGGGGGUAAGAUGGGUCCCAUUUUUCAUUAAGACUGCAAGUUGGGGGCAACGGAAUACAUAAAAGUCCUAUGGGUUCAUAUCAGCUUCUGGUCAGGCACUAAGACUAGGCUUCAGUUACACGAUUAUUGCGAGGUCAUGAGUAGCAAACAAAUCAUACGUAUCAGGUGUACAGAAGCCAAGAACACCAGAGUGAGGUCUAGAGUGAGAAAAAGUGAUCAAGGGUUAGAGGCACAUGAUAGGGUGGUUCCGAGUCUGUCAAGGCAAACUGGCAGAAAAAAAGAACAUGCAUCAGCAGUUUUGAAAACUGGACAGCAGAAACCAGACGUGAGUGAGUUAGCAAGUGUAAGGCAGCUCAGGAGUGAUGGCUGAACAAGUCUGCUGUCCCAUUUGUAGCAGUACAGCCUCCCCUCCUACCUCCCUUCCCAUACCAUGGAGGCCCAUCCUCUAGUAGCACUAACGCCAGGGCUUCUGCAAGAAGGCAUCUGCAAACAGGAAACAUCAAGUGUGAGGAAGGAGACCCAAUGUUACACAGUAUUCAACUUCAUCACUUUAUUUAAACAUGCCAAGAAAAUUACAGCACUGUCACCAUCACUAUAUAGUUAUGUUGUAUUGAUUAUGUCCCAUAAAAUUCAUUAAAAGAGGCUGAUUUGUAAAUGAAAUUGUUAUGCCUUAGUUCAUUUUGCUAUUACUGGGAACUACUAUGUGCAGUGGCUCCCUGCAAUGGGAAUAUAAGAAUUUCAUGAAUACAUUUCCAGAGUACCAAACAACAAAAAGCCUACUCAGUAUUUCUUUAAAAGCCGUAUCUAUAGAAAAGACUUGAUUCCCCCCAAAAACAAAAUCAAUACACAUGAGAUUGUUAGAAUACAAGGACAGACUUUAAAAUGAUGCAGGACUGAGGGGAAGCUGUAGUCUGAGUGUUGGCUUUGUCAUUAACAAGCUAUAAAGUACUAGACACAACACUAAACUUCAUCUUUGGUAAAAUGAGGAGGUUGAAUUUCAUGGUCUCAGCAAAAAUUCAGUUCUACAGAUUUUAUAACUUAGUUUUCUAGGUCAAUUUCAAUGGACUUUUGAUAAUCUCAAUGAUCCAUAAAUGUUAAAUUCAAAAUCUGCUACAGUUACAGAUACAAUUUUUUUAUAUCUGAAGAAAAUAUAACAUUGUUUAAAGAAAAUAAAAGGUAGGCAUUUUCAGAAAAAGCUGUCCCAAUAUUUCUACCAACGUGCAGUUAAAUAAUUAAAAAAUACUUUUGAUGCCAUACGAGUAUAAAUCAAUUUGAUAUAAAACCUAAAAGUCUAACUCAAAGAACAAUGUAGUUCCUCAGGAUACUUCAGCAGACAGACUAGUCCAAUAACAGUGUGUUGGAGAUGGCAUUCACAUUUCUUACCACUGGGCCUUUAAAUUCUAGAAGUGAAAGCUCAGACCCCUAAAAUGCUUUGGAAGGCAAGUUACAGAGGACGGGGGGAAAAGAAAGAGGAAAACAUCAUGCUCACACUGUUCAGCUCCCAGGAUUUUUUUAAAAAAAGAGUUAACCACAACUUAACCAAGAUCCCAUUCUAUACUCAGUAUUUUAAAUCUUCAUCUCCGUCUUCUCUUCCCAAGACACACACAGUUAGAGAAUUUUCUAUAACAGUCCAAGCUUUUGUUUAGCAAUGAAGCAGGUUUAGAGUGAAAUAAGAACACUCAAGCUUAUGAAUUUUCCAUAGGAAAUCUUAACAACAACAAAAAAAGUAAAUGAUUAUUGCAAAUCCUUUCUGCUUGACGUUUUACCUUUAGGGUUAAAAAAAUAAAAGAACCUUUUGUUCAAGGACAUUAAGAAACCUUUUCCUCCCUUACUAAAGAUCCCAAAAUCAGAAUCACAUGCAAAUCCAAUCAAAUUCAAGUGCUGUGUCAGGUUUAAAUAUUCGUAUUUGGGUCUCAAAAAUAACUACACCACUGUGAAAUGUGUGACUUUUUACAGGAGAGAACAUCCUAUGUCCCUAGUUGCUUUCUCCUUAGGCAAUCCAUUAAUGAUUUACUACGUUUUUAAAAAAUGAUACUAAUUCAAUAUACAUUAUUUUCCAAAAAAUAACAGUAUUAUUCAAUAUUAAGCAUGCCUGAUUAAAAAUAGUUUAAAAGGUAUUUGAUAUGGAUUUAGCUGGAGAAUUAAACAUUUCUAACUGCUUAACAGCAAGAAGAAAUUCAAUUUAUUCUGAAUAACUUUCAUUACUUCAAAGUAUAUGAAAAUCCUUUUACAACAAAUCUCUUCCCUGAUACAGUUAAAUGCAAAUGAAUCUUUUUCCUGUCUUACUCCAGAAAGCUCCUGCAUACAUAGCUGACACGCCACCUACUGCAAAACCCAGCUGACAACGCAGGCGAUGCUGCCAGCAUUUCCAUUCCAUCACCAAGCUGGGACUGAAUAAAGGCGUGUUUGUGUGGUAGUGUUUCUUUUUAAAAAAUCUCAAAGCCAAGAGGAACAAGCUGCAACAGCAUCUUCAAAAAUGGAGCGUAAAAUAAAUAGAAGAGAAAAAGAAAAGGAGUAUGAAGGGAAACACAACAGCACGGAAGAUGUUAACCAAGGAAAGAACUGCAAAUCCACACUGAUGACCCUCAACGUUGGUGGAUAUUUAUACAUUACUCAAAAGCAAACACUGACCAAGUACCCAGAUACUUUUCUUGAAGGUAUAGUAAAUGGAAAAAUCCUCUGUCCGUUUGAUGCUGAUGGUCAUUAUUUCAUAGACAGGGAUGGGCUCCUCUUCAGGCAUGUCCUCAACUUCCUACGAAAUGGAGAACUUCUACUGCCUGAAGGGUUUCGAGAAAAUCAACUUCUCGCACAAGAAGCAGAAUUCUUUCAGCUCAAGGGACUGGCGGAAGAAGUGAAAUCCAGGUGGGAAAAAGAACAGCUAACACCCAGAGAGACUACUUUCUUGGAAAUAACAGAUAACCAUGAUCGCUCACAAGGACUGAGAAUCUUCUGUAAUGCUCCUGAUUUCAUAUCAAAAAUAAAAUCUCGCAUUGUUCUGGUGUCCAAAAGCAGGCUGGAUGGAUUUCCGGAGGAGUUUUCAAUAUCGUCUAAUAUCAUUCAAUUUAAAUACUUCAUAAAGUCUGAAAAUGGCACUCGACUUGUACUGAAGGAAGACAACACCUUUGUGUGCACCCUGGAAACUCUUAAGUUUGAAGCUAUCAUGAUGGCUUUAAAGUGUGGUUUUAGACUGCUGACCAGCCUGGACUGUUCUAAAGGGUCAAUUGUUCACAGUGAUGCACUUCAUUUUAUCAAGUAAUUACCUGUGUCGAACAAAGCAACAAGCAUGCAGCCAGCGAGCUUAGGAUAACCGCAGCAUCAAAGGCAUCCCAAACAACGUGCCCAGCUAGCUCUGUACUACAGAGCCCUGCUGCUAAUCAAUUACUGUGAGCUAACGGUAUGUAAAUUCUGUCGCUAAUGAUGCCCUUCUUUGGGUGGUCCUGCUGUGAGACUGGUACAUCUAAAAUGAAAACAAUGAUCUUCUACAUACUGUGAAUAAAGACUGGAUGCUUUUGCUAUUUGUUUAUUUUUCCUUAAGCUGUCUUUCAAUCAGAAUGUCCUGGGUACUUGCAUAAUGAUCAAGCAUGUACAUUAUCUAUCGUUCAUUUAAGUAAACAGUAAAAUAUUUUAAGGGGCUGUAAGAUUUAACAUCCUUUUCUACUUAUGGCAAAUAUCACAAAGAUACUGAACUGGUAAGAUUAACCAUUGAGAGUAAACACAUGUACAGAUCUACUAACACAGAACUACAGUGAAACAAAAUGAGACUGUAAGAAGGUAUUACAGCUACUGAUUUAAUUUUUAAUGACAGGUACCAAAAGCUUAUUUCUUGUAUUUCAUACUAGAAUUAUAGCUGAAUUGAUAUUUUGCUGAAAAUUCCUAGAAAACUGUUGGAUGACAAUAAAAAGAAAAAAAAGGCACUGCUAGCUUCUUUGCUUGUAUUAGUAAUUUUAACAAAAAGUUAAACAUGUCACCUUAGAAACAAAUAAUAUCACUCGAUGAUUUCACACAGUAUUUUAUGCACUGAUAUAGUCAACCACAGGUUACAGUGACCCUGGCUGGUCUGGGAAGGUAAACAAAUCAGCAAAUUCAUUUAUUUGCAGGCUGAGCUCCAACACAGCAUAGGUAACUUAGUCUCAGAGGGGUACUGUGAUGUUAGAAUAAUAAACAAGUUGAUUUUCAG
Trichechus manatus latirostris (Florida manatee) is the source of this 4407-nucleotide messenger RNA. It is a transcript of the gene KCTD4, whose product is annotated as potassium channel tetramerization domain containing 4. Gene Ontology annotation, biological process: protein homooligomerization. The transcript has a single exon. The record is from RefSeq and is a predicted model, not a curated record. NCBI's taxonomy places the organism in Eukaryota, Metazoa, Chordata, Mammalia, Sirenia, Trichechidae. The coding region runs from base 2707 to 3486 and encodes 259 amino acids. Gene Ontology annotation, molecular function: protein binding.